UGGCGUUCGUGUCUCGGUCACACCAGCAAAAAGCGCUGUGUAAUUCUGCUGUUUCAACAACGAAAAAAAGGAACAAAAGCAAUCGCUUCAUUACAGUCGAAAUUAAAAUAAGCUAAAUUCAGGUACAUUACGUUGUGGGAAUAGUAGGCAUCGCAAGGCAUAAAACGCAAACAUGACGGGUGAGACCAAGCAGGAGAAGAAACAAGCGCUGCCGGCGGCCACAGGCGGCGAUGCCAAGGACUCGAAGGCCAAGAAGGAUGAAAAGAAAGACAGCAAGGACAAGGAUCAGCAACCCGAGCUGUCCGACGAAGAUCAGCAGUUGCAGGAGGAACUUGAACUGCUGGUGCAACACUUGCAAGAGCCAGACACUAAGCUCUACCAGCAGACACUGGAGAUGAUGGCCAAACUGAUACGGGCCUCCACAACGUCGAUGACCUCAGUGCCCAAACCGCUUAAGUUCAUGCGUCCUCACUACGACACCAUGAAGACGGUGUACAAGCACAUGCCGGAUGAGAGAGCACGACAGUUGUGCGCCGACAUCAUCUCGGUGCUAUCGAUGACCAUGGGCAGCGGUAAGGAUUGCCUAGCCUACCGAUUCCUCUGCGAUCGCAAGCAACGCAUCGGGGACUGGGGCCACGAGUACGUGCGUCAUCUAUCCGGCGAGAUAUCCGCCCAUUAUCACGACACUACGGGCGACUUUCGAGUCCAACUCAUUGAACUGGUCAAGCAGAUCAUUCCCUACAACAUGGAGCACAACGCCGAGGCAGAUGCCUGCGAUCUGCUGAUUGAAAUCGAUCAUUUGCACCUUCUGGGCGACUAUGUGGAUGAGUCCGCUUAUCCGCGCGUCUGCCUCUAUCUGCAGUCCUGCUAUCCUUACGUUCCCGAGCCGGAUAACACGAUUAUUUUGGAGACUGCGCUUCAGCUGUCGCGCAAGUUUAACCAGCACACACAGGCUAUGCGAUUGGCUUUGAUGCUAAAUGAUAUGGACAAGAUUUCUGAGAUCUUUAAAGAGCCCAAGGAGCCGGCCAUGCAGAAACAAUUGGCAUUCAUGCUGGCCCGCCAACAGAUAUGCCUGGAGCUAGACGAAUCGGUGCCAGACUACGACGAUCUCAUGGAAAUCAUGUCCAAUGCGAAUCUUAACAAGCAUUUCCUGAAUCUAGCCCGCGAACUGGACAUCAUGGAGCCAAAAACUCCCGAGGACAUAUACAAGUCGCAUUUGGACAACUCACGGUCCCGCUUUGCAUCAAUCCAAGUUGACUCGGCCAAGCAGAAUUUGGCCGCUAGCUUUGUCAAUGGCUUUGUCAAUGCCGGCUUCGGUGUAGAUAAGCUGUUAUCGGAAGAUGGCAACAAAUGGCUGUACAAGAACAAGGAGCACGGAAUGCUUUCGGCCACGGCUUCGCUGGGUUUGAUCCUCUUGUGGGAUGUAGAUGGUGGUCUGACCAUGAUCGAUAAGUAUUUAUACUCUACAGACGACAAUAUCAAGUCUGGAGCUUUGCUUGCUUGUGGAAUCGUAAACUGCGGUAUUCGGAACGAAGUCGAUCCGGCCCACGCCUUGCUCUCAGACUAUAUUGAUAACCAGAACUCUUGCAUGCGUGUUGGCGCCAUUCUUGGCCUGGGCAUUGCAUAUGCUGGUUCCAAUCGCUCUAUUGUUAUCGAUACGCUAAAGACGGUAUUUUCAUUGGGCAGCAACAAUAAGAGUUCGGCUAGCGUAGAGAUCCUGGGUAUCACGGCCCUCUCGCUAGGUCUAAUCAGUGUUGGAUCCUGCAAUGCGGAGAUCACCGAGAUCCUUCUGCAGACCAUUAUGGGUCUGACUAAGUCAGACCUGAAGGACACCUACACCAGGUUCUUGUUUUUGGGAUUAGGUCUGCUGUACUUGGGUCGCCAGAAGUCAACAGAGGCUGUCAUGAUGACCCUGGAGGUGUUGGAGGAGCCGCACCGCAGCAUGGCCACCACCAUGGUGGACAUUUGCGCUUAUGCUGGUACUGGCAAUGUACUCAAGAUCCAGCAGCUGCUCCACAUCUGCUCCGAUCACUACGAGACAGCCAGCGCCGAAGACGAAAAGGAAAAGAGCAAGAAGGAUAAGAGCAAAGAGAAGGAUAAGGAAAAAGAGAAGGAGAAGGAAAAGGAGCGCGAGAAGGACUUAUCGGCCACCCAAUCGAUCGCAGUGCUCGGCAUUGCCCUGAUCGCGAUGGGUGAGGACAUUGGAGCCGAAAUGGCAUACCGCUCCUUUGGAAAUCUGCUGCGCUAUUGCGAACCGGCAAUCCGGCGGGCAGUACCACUGGCCUUGGGCUUGAUAUCUGCCUCCAACCCUAAGCUGAACAUCAUCGACACCCUGAGCAAGUUCUCCCACGAUAGCGAUGCCGAAGUAGCCCACAAUGCUAUCUUUGCAAUGGGUUUGGUCGGCGCCGGCACGAAUAAUGCCCGCCUUGCUUCCAUGCUCCGCCAGUUGGCGCAGUACCAUUCAAAGGAUCCCAGCAACUUGUUCAUGGUGCGCAUUGCUCAGAGUCUGACGCACUUGGGCAAGGGUACUCUAUCGCUGAGUCCCUAUCACAGCGAUCGCCAGCUAAUGAACCCAAUGGCCGUCGCUGGUUUGAUGGCUACAUUGGUUUCCCUGCUGGAUGUUAAGAAUCUGAUUCUGAACAGGUCGCACUAUCUGCUCUACACGCUGGUACCAGCCAUGCAAGCCAGGAUGCUGAUCACCUUUGAUGAGGACCUUAACCAGCUCCAGGUGCCCGUUCGGGUCGGUAUCGCUAUCGAUGUGGUCGGACAGGCCGGCAAGCCGAAGACCAUUACUGGCUUCCAGACGCACACCACUCCCGUCCUGCUGGCCAUUGGCGAGCGCGCUGAACUUGCCACCGAUGAGUAUCUGGCUCUUACUCCGGUCAUGGAAGGCUUUGUCAUAUUGAAGAAGAACCCAAACUUUGUUAAAUAGAAAGUGCAUUCAAACAUCUAACGUUUAAGGUCAUGCGAGAAAUUGAAGUUCAGCAACUAACUCCCAAUAAUUAUUUGUUCCCCUCAUUGGCAGUUGAUUCAAAUGUCAUUAAUAAAAAGUAUAUCUACCUUUAAAUAAAUAAAAAUAAAUAUUCAUA
Messenger RNA from Drosophila eugracilis, 3089 nucleotides. It is a transcript of the gene Rpn1, whose product is annotated as 26S proteasome non-ATPase regulatory subunit 2. Gene Ontology annotation, biological process: proteasome-mediated ubiquitin-dependent protein catabolic process; regulation of protein catabolic process. The transcript has 2 exons. The record is from RefSeq and is a predicted model, not a curated record. Gene Ontology annotation, cellular component: nucleus; proteasome storage granule; proteasome regulatory particle, base subcomplex. Lineage: Eukaryota; Metazoa; Arthropoda; Insecta; Diptera; Drosophilidae. Gene Ontology annotation, molecular function: enzyme regulator activity. Bases 173 to 2932 code for a protein of 919 amino acids.